GCCGCAUGCGGUCGGCGUCGUGUUCGCAUCCACGAGGCCGUUUUUGAGUUUUUGGUUUGUUCGGUUGGAGAGAAGUGCGGUGGCGAUUCGGGGGCAGCUCCGCUGGAAAGCACAGCGUAACCACCGCAUGGAAAAAUCAACCGCAUAUCCAACGCAAUGAAUUAUUAACGCAACUCUAAUAAACAAAAAUGCACCUGUUAUCGAUUUUCACCUAAUGACUGUACCCGUACAAAUAACCUUAUUAUGACUGGAGUGCAACAGUGGGCAAUAAACAGUUUAAUGAAAUGUAAAAAGUGCGCCGGAGAUUCCGAAUAGAAAUUUCUGCGAGAAGAAUUCCACGAUGGAUUGGUCUUCGGUCCUUCGACAACUAGCGAUCUGCGCUUGUCUGCACUUAGCUAAAGGGCAAAAGGGACCGGAGUUAUCGAAGUUAAAAGCUUUCACACUUAGCCGAGCGGCGUUCGGGUGGGUGGAGAACUUCUGCGUUAUGGUGCUCGACUUAAGACAAUGA
Phyllotreta striolata is the source of this 508-nucleotide messenger RNA. The record is from the annotation of a GenBank genome assembly. NCBI's taxonomy places the organism in Eukaryota, Metazoa, Arthropoda, Insecta, Coleoptera, Chrysomelidae.